UGCACAGUAACUAACAGUGUGAGUCCAGUCCUCGAACUGCACAGGUGCACAGACAGAGAGAAGACGGACGAAGAGUCACCUUGUUCUUUCUUUUGGAAGAAACAAAGACUUUAUCAGCAUUGCAAGUUCAAACAUUAAGUCAAAAAUAUCCCCAGUAAGCAGAACCAAAACGAGAAGUGGAGAUGAAUCUCUUUGUCAUCAUCGCGGCCCUUGUAGCAUGCAAUGUUGAUGUGGUUGUUUCCCGAAAACGGUUUAAAAAUACAAGUUGUCUGUCUGGGGACGGGAGAAAAUACAGGGGAACUGUUUCCACAUCAUGGACUGGCCGCAGGUGUCUGAACUGGAGCAAUUCAAAACAGCGUAUGACACCUUCAAAUGGGCUGGGUUACCAUAGCUACUGCAGGAAUCCUGACCAGAGCUUGAUGCCGUGGUGCUUUGUCCGGAGAGAAAAGAAGAUUGUGAAGGAAAUCUGCAAUAUUCCCAAAUGUGCUGCACCACCGGCAAAGCCUACACCCCCCAGAGAAGAUACAGAGCGGACAUGUGGCGAGAGGGUUGAGCAGAGGAGGAAUAAAAUUGUAGGGGGCUCUUUCACGACCAUAGAGGCACAGCCAUGGAUAGCCGCUAUUUUUCUCAAGUCUGAACGUUUCCUUUGUGGUGGCUCGCUCAUCUCGCCGAACUGGGUCGUCACAGCUGCACACUGCUUCUCUGAGAGUUUUAUGAAGAUCGAUAAGAAAGACCUGUCCGUAUUCCUGGGGAAGAAUGCCAUCAAUGACACAGAUACCGACAAAGAGCAGAGCUUCGACGUGGAAAAAAUUAUUGUCCACCCACAGUACAGUGACUCAAAUUACGACAAUGACAUAGCCCUGCUGAAGAUCAAAAGCAAAAGUGGAGGCCGUGCAGUGAAGACAAACUCUGUUAGGACAGUGUGUCUUCCUCCACUUCACACUUCGCUUCCUGCGGGCUUUACAUGCAACGUUGCAGGAUUUGGGAAAGAGACGCAGGAGUCGUGGCAGUUCUCUCAGCUCCUGAAACAGGCCGAUGUGACACUGAUCUCCCGCGCUGAAUGUAACAGUAAAUCACAGUACGACAACGUCAUCACUGACAACAUGCUCUGUGCCAGGAGCCCUGACUGGAGCACUGAUGCCUGCGAGGGUGACUCUGGUGGUCCUCUGGUGUGUGAAAUGUCCGGCAGAAUGUUCCUGUUCGGGGUGGUGAGCUGGGGCGAGGGCUGCGCCAAGACGGACAAACCAGGUGUCUACACACGGGUCACCAACUACAACAGGUGGAUCGCUGCUCAGACGGGGCUUGAAGAAUAUACAGAAGGAAGAAUGUAUCCCAUAAAAUAAAAUAAUGGCAGAGGGUGAUCUGUUGGGCAUUGCAUGCAUCUUAAAGGAAAAAUUGGCAGCAUUUUUUAAGUCAGUGCUAAUGCAAGCGUUUGCUGAUGUGUGCAUGUUAGGUUUCAAGAGCAGCUGAUAGUCAUCACUGGCUAUGUUCAGUGAAGUGACUUUUGCACAGUUCUAAGUGAAUUUUUUAAAAUAUAUUUUCGUGUAUCCAGUGCAUUCAAUGUUUUUUUGUACUUGCGCGUAAGCAUUUUAUAACAAGAACGUGGAUUUUUUUUUAAAGGAAGUUAUUAUUUAAGUGUUAAGUUAAAAGGUAUUUUCUUUAAGAAGGCUGGCCCUGCUGUUGAGCAUUUUUAUAUUACGAAUAAAUAUAAUAUUUUGCAUUACA
This is a messenger RNA of Mugil cephalus (flathead mullet), 1725 nucleotides long. It is a transcript of the gene plaua, whose product is annotated as plasminogen activator, urokinase a. Lineage: Eukaryota; Metazoa; Chordata; Actinopteri; Mugiliformes; Mugilidae. Gene Ontology annotation, molecular function: serine-type endopeptidase activity. Gene Ontology annotation, biological process: regulation of cell adhesion mediated by integrin; plasminogen activation. The transcript is spliced from 11 exons. Bases 183 to 1343 code for a protein of 386 amino acids. The record is from RefSeq and is a predicted model, not a curated record.